AUGCAUUGGCGUUACUGUGAAUUGCUUGCGGGAGCGGUCGCGAGCUUCGCGACCGCUUCACUGGGAUGCACCAUCGCGUGGCCCUCGCCCGUGUUUCCGAAACUCGUCGAUCCGGAACUGACCGAUAAUCCCUUCGGCGAGGUACUGAUGGCUAGUGCCCAAACCUGGACUGACUCGGCACCGGCAAUCGGGGGCAUCGGAGGACCACUGCUGGCCAGCUGGAUAGCGGACCGGAAGGGUCGCCGGUUGGCGUUGCUCCUUAGCACCGUGCUCUACAUCGUCGUGUGGCUGCUGUUCAUGAUCGUCCGUUCGGUCCCACUGCUGAUCGUCGCCCGUACACUGGGUGGAUUUGCCAACGGGUACGUGUUACUGGCGGCGACUCUCUACAUCGGCGAGAUUGCUAGCGAUCAGUACCGCGGUGCCCUGGGCUGCUACCUUCAGAUCGGCACAACGUUCGGCAUCCUUUACGUGUACUGUCUGGGGCCGUUUGUCAGCUACCUGGCCCUGCAGGGGCUCUGUUGUGUCCUGUCGAUACUGUUCGGAACACUGUUCCUGUACAUGCCCGAGACACCGCACCAUCUGAUAGCUCAGGGUCACUUACGGCGUGCUUCCGAAACACUCAUGUUUCUCCGCGGUCGCCGUCAUAUCGCUGAAGUGCACGAAGAACUGGAAGAGUUGAAGCAGUACGUGCUCCAAUCGCCCGAUCCUGACGGGAGCGCACCGGAACAGACCGUAAGUCGCUGGGGACCGUUUCGACGACUCAAGCAACUGUUCCGCACCUCAGCGAACCGCCGAGCCCUGGCGAUCAGUCUAGGCGUUGUGGUGUGCCAGCAGUGGACCGGUAUUGAUGGAAUCUUGUCCAGCAGUGAGCUCAUCUUCGGCAAAGCCGGCAUGGCACUCGAUGCCGUGUACUCCACCGUCGUGCUGGGUGCGGUACAGUUCUUCUGCAGCUGCCUGUCACCGCUCUUUAUCGAUCGCUUCGGACGUCGCCCAAUUCUACUCCUCACUUCGGCCGGACUAGCGAUUGCCCUCGCGGCACUCGGAGCGUACUUUCUUCUGGAACGUCACGGUGUGGUUCCGCUGCGCACGAUCGGCUGGAUGCCGCUUGCAGCUUCGCUGCUCUUUGUGGCCCUCUACAACGCCGGCUUCGGGCCGGUGGCGUGGGCGCUUGUCAUGGAGCUGUUUGCCCAUGACGUGAAACCCCUCGGACUCUCGCUGGCCGUCUCGUGUCUGCUGCUGUGCGACUUUCUCGUCCUGCGACUGUUUGCGUACAUUAGCGAGUCUUUUGGGUUCGAUCGGGCGUUCUGGAUGCUGGCCAUCGCCUGUGUCCUCGGGUUCGCGUUCUGCUGGUGGGCGGUGAUCGAGACCCGCGGCCUUACACUGUACGCCAUCCAGGAACGGUUGAGUGCCGUAAAAGUGAUCCGAUUAUGA
Messenger RNA from Anopheles cruzii, 1431 nucleotides. Its product is annotated as facilitated trehalose transporter Tret1-2 homolog. NCBI's taxonomy places the organism in Eukaryota, Metazoa, Arthropoda, Insecta, Diptera, Culicidae. The coding region runs from base 1 to 1431 and encodes 476 amino acids. The record is from RefSeq and is a predicted model, not a curated record. Gene Ontology annotation, biological process: transmembrane transport. The transcript has 2 exons. Gene Ontology annotation, molecular function: transmembrane transporter activity. Gene Ontology annotation, cellular component: membrane.